AUGGGGCAUUUAUCUUCUAUGUUCAAUGGUUUGGCAAAGUCGUUUUCGUUAAGGAAAGGUGGGAAUUCUGUGAGAUGUGAAAGGAGAGAAGCCGUUGAGGAAAUGGCGAAAGAAGCCAAGAAAAAUGAUUUGAUUUUGUGUAGCUCUGGUGUUGUUAAUGUGGAUGGUUCAAAUAACUUUGCAUCAGUUUUCUCUAAAAGAGGUCAGAAAGGAAGCAACCAAGAUUGUUGCAUAGUGUGGGAGGAAUUUGGAUGCCAAGAUGACAUGAUAUUCUGUGGAAUAUUUGAUGGACAUGGACCAUGGGGUCAUUUUGUGGCGAAAAGAGUGAGAGAGUCAAUGCCAAGAUCUUUGUUAUGCAAUUGGCAAGAGACACUUGCUGCACAAUCUUCAUCAUCACUUGAUAAUGAUCAUGUAAAGGAAAUUGAAAUUCCAGACAACAAGCAACAAAGAUUCAAUAUAUGGAAGCACUCUUACUUGAAGGCAUGUGCUUCCAUCGAUCAAGAACUCGAGCAUUGUCGAAAGUUCGACUCGUUUCACAGCGGAACAACUGCCCUCUCAAUUGUUAGACAGGGUGAAACGAUUAUCAUAGCAAAUGUUGGCGAUUCUCGUGCGGUAUUAGCUACAACAUCAGAUGAUGAUGAUGGAAGUUUGGUGGCAGUUCAACUAACACUUGAUUUCAAGCCGAAUUUACCUCAAGAAGCAGAGAGAAUAACUCAGUGUCAAGGACGCGUUUUCUGUUUAGAGGAUGAACCGGGCGUGCAUAGGGUAUGGUUGCCGGACGUAGAAUCUCCCGGACUCGCCAUGUCAAGAGCUUUUGGUGAUUAUUGUCUUAAAGAAUAUGGUCUUAUUUCAGUGCCUGAAGUGACUCAGAGGAAUAUAAGCAGUAAAGAUCAGUUUGUUAUUCUUGCCUCUGAUGGGGUUUGGGAUGUGAUCUCGAAUCAAGAAGCAGUAGAUAUUGUAUCUUCGGCAGCAGAUAGAGCAAAAUCAGCUAAAUGUUUGGUGCAAUGUGCAGUUCAUGCAUGGAAACGUAAGAGAAGGGGUAUUGCCAUUGAUGACAUUUCAGCUAUUUGUCUCUUUUUUCAUUCUCCUAUGUCAUCUGAGCUAGUUAGCAGCACAAUUGAAACUCUUAAAUAG
This is a messenger RNA of Lathyrus sativus (Indian pea), 1134 nucleotides long. Lineage: Eukaryota; Viridiplantae; Streptophyta; Magnoliopsida; Fabales; Fabaceae. The record is from the annotation of a GenBank genome assembly.